Dichotomopilus funicola is the source of this 3459-nucleotide messenger RNA. RefSeq lists its product as uncharacterized. The transcript is spliced from 3 exons. The coding region runs from base 1 to 3459 and encodes 1152 amino acids. Gene Ontology annotation, molecular function: histidine phosphotransfer kinase activity; phosphorelay sensor kinase activity. Gene Ontology annotation, biological process: protein autophosphorylation; phosphorelay signal transduction system. Gene Ontology annotation, cellular component: plasma membrane. Lineage: Eukaryota; Fungi; Ascomycota; Sordariomycetes; Sordariales; Chaetomiaceae. The record is from RefSeq and is a predicted model, not a curated record.
AUGAGGAUCGCUAUCCGCGAACAGCUCGCCGCGAUCGUGAUACUCGCUGUCGGCGUUGCCCUCGCUGUGGUCUGCAUCCCCACAUGGGUCUUCGUCAACAAUUUCGUCGUCGGAGUCGAGUCCGACGGCCUGUUGUUGACGGCCUCGCUCAAGGCCGCUAGAAUCGCCUCCGAGAUCACACUCAUCCAGACGACCUGCUCAACCAUUUCAACGCGCUUGCUGCUCCAACAAGCAUUCGGCAGAUUCUAUGCAACUCAAAUUCAGAACGCAACCGGGGACGAUCCUUGGGAAGAUGCCGAAAUCGACAUCCGGAGUGCUCUAAGCAGGACCGGGUUUAGUGGUCUACUCCAAGCAAGACUAGGGCUGCUCAGUGUUACGGGCAAUGGCGCGAUCGAUUCUGGGUCCAUCCUGCUCCCUUAUAAGGCUCCCAAUGGUUCCGAAAUCCACCUGGGCGACCCGGACUAUGGCUACCCCCCUUCGCUCUACCCCAACAUUAGCUACGUUGAUUUGGGUCGUCCUAAUUCGGCUAUGAACAACACAAACGCCUUCGCAGCCACUGUAUUUCCCGGGGUAUCGUUGGGCAAUGGAAGCGAGAAGACGGGCGUGCUUCUUGGGCCUCUGGUAGUCAACUCGACGUUUGCUCUCAUUUCCAUCACCAUUCCUGUCCGCGACGUCAACAAUACGGACUAUGUUCUUGGUUACAUGACUCUGGUCGCCAACACGAAAACCUUGGUCGAAGUCCAAACGUCUGACGAAGGCGUGGGAUCAACCGGUAUCGUCUUGUUCGUAGGGUCCGUCAACCCCUGGAACCACUUCGAUACGUCAGUCGCCGCUAGCAAUGCGACCUGGAUCCCGCCGGCAGAUAAGUUUAAGCAGCAAGAGGUGCGCUUUCUGCUGCCGCCACAGGGGCCCCAGCAAAGAGAACGACACAGUCACCGUUGGUUCGGGACCGGCAAUUAUGCGGCGCCCUUCCAUGUCAGCCAGUACCCGGCCGUGUUCAACGUCCUCCAAAACCGGAAUUUAAACCCCAACAACGCGAGCAGUAUGCUCUCCACGUACAAUGAGCAAGGGUAUCCGGUUGCCGUCGGCGUGGCGCGGCCCAAGACCUCGUUGGUGUCUUGGGCCAUUGUCGUGGAGAAGGACGAGAAAGAAGCGUACGAGCCGAUUAUGGAACUGCGGCGCAUCCUCCUGAGCUGUGCCUUUGGUACUCUGGGCGUCACCAUCUUGCUCGUCUUUCCCCUGGCACACUGGAGUGUGUUGCCGAUCCGUCGGUUAAAGGAGGCCACCGAGAACUCGAUCGAUCCACCGGGCUAUGAGUCCGAUGAAGAAGAAAUAUUUGAUGACGAGAACCCGAGCUCUGGCGGAACGACAUCGGGGAGAUCGUCUGAGAAGGGGAUGAUUGCCAAGCUCCGCCGCAAAAUACGCAAACGCCGGAAAGCUAGGUUAAGGGCCGCCUUAGCCACCGAACCGGGCCGUCAGCGGUUUAAGAUCCCCGCUAAGGUCGAAAACGGGAAACAUGUUGUAACGGACGAGUUGACGGAGCUCACCCAGACCUUCAACGAGAUGACGGAGGAGCUGCUCAAGCAGUACACUUCACUCGACGAGAAGGUGGCGGAACGGACCCGGGAGCUGGAGAUUAGCAAGAAGGCCGCCGAGGCCGCCAAUGAGAGCAAGACCCUCUUUAUCGCCAACAUUUCACACGAGCUCAAGACGCCCCUCAACGGCAUCAUGGGCAUGUGCGCCGUGUGCAUGGAGGAGGAGGAUCCACAACACAUCAAGCAGUCUCUCAAGACCAUCUACAAAUCCGGGGAUCUCUUGCUCCACCUGCUCGAAGACUUGCUCCAUUUCUCCAAGAACCAGAUUGGCCAACAAGUUAGCCUUGAAGAACGUGAGUUUCGCCUUGGAGACGUCCGGUCACAGGUACUGUCGCUCUUCGAUAAGCAGGUCCGCGAGAGCAAGAGCGACUUCACCAUCAAGUUCGUAUCCGAUGCAGCCGGCGAGAACGCCCGAACCAGCAUGGACAAGAAGCUUCCCGCCCUUGGGCCCGCAGGAGUAGGCCGGCUGAAAGACAUGUGCGUCUGGGGCGACCAGUACCGGAUUCUCCAGGUCAUCAUCAAUCUUGUCAGCAACAGCCUCAAAUUCACGCCCACUGGCGGCAAGGUUCAGCUGAGAAUACGCUGCGUUGGGGAAGUUGAGCAGCCAGGCGACGAGAGCAGGACAUCAUCCUUUUCCAAGACGAGCUCCAGCCGUCUAGGGCGCCCUCGGCAUCGGCUGGGCUCGGGGUCCAUCAACUCGAUGAGCUCUAAGGGGGGCCACGUCCCAUUAGCGCCGGGCAAGCCGGUCCCGGCCAUCUCCAUCAACCCAAUCGACUCAAAGCUCACCCCACACGUCCAAGCCAGGGAACGCUCGCUGACCCCUCCGCCGCCGAACGCGAAGACGUACCUCUUUGAGUUUGAGGUGGAGGACACAGGGCCCGGCAUUCCCGAAAACAUGCAGCAAAAGAUUUUUGAGCCGUUUGUGCAGGGCGAUCUUGGCCUCAGCAAGAAGUACGGCGGUACUGGCCUCGGCCUGAGUAUCUGCUCGCAGCUGGCCACACUCAUGGGUGGGCACAUUUCGCUCAAGAGCACGCCUGGUGUGGGGACCACCUUCACGAUGCAGAUCCCUCUCAAGUACAUCAAAGACCGCGCGUCCAGCACGGCGUCCAGCAGUAUCAAGUCGCGGCCUGCCAGCGUGGGGUCGACCGAGGGCGGCGACGUGCGAUCCAUCGCCCAACGCGCCUCGGCUGAGACCCCACAUCAACCAGCAGGAGGCCCCUUACUCGACAAACAACCGCGUCUCGUCGGGCUCCGGCAGCCGUUCUUUGCAACCACCCCUACUCGACGGCUGACCAAGGAAGACCAGAUGGCGGCCAUCGAUCUGGCCAUGGCGAGCAAGGCGGACCAGGGCAAGCUGCGUGUGCUCGUUGCUGACGACAACUCGACUAACAUCGAGGUCGUCAGCCGGCUCCUCCAGCUGGAAGACGUCUAUGAUGUGACCAUCGCCAAGGACGGCCAGGAAGCGUACGACCUGGUCAAAGACAACAUGGAGAAGAACAAGCAUUUCGACGUCAUCUUCAUGGACAUCCAGAUGCCUAACCUUGACGGCCUACAGUCCACCCGCCUAAUCCGCAAAAUGGGCUACUCAGCGCCGAUCGUUGCCCUUACGGCAUUCUCGGAAGAGAGCAAUGUCAAGGAGUGCAUGGAGUCGGGCAUGAAUGAGUUCUUGAGUAAACCCAUUCGUCGUCCGGCGCUAAAACAGGUGCUCGCCAAGUUUGCGACAAUUCCCGAGGAGCCCGAGACGGCCAAGACUACGCCAGAAAAAACUCCCGUGGGGACACCGGAGACGGAGGUGAAAAAUCCUCUAGCGGCGAACGGGCUGCCCACCAGGAGUCCCGCGGAAGCUACCCAAGCCAGCGCCUAG